GCCAAUCAUGUUCAAAAUAAUUUUGGUGCUCUCCCUUUUGGGAUUUUCUGUGUUUGCCGAUUUGAUCGUGGAUCUACCGGAUGGACAAAUCCAGGGCCAUGAGAUGCAAACCAUCCUCAACAAGACGAUUUACGCCUUCCAUGGAAUACCAUAUGCCGCUCCACCAGUCGGAAACUUAAGAUUCCAGGCUCCAUUACCACCAAUCCCAUGGGAAGGUGUCAGGGACGCCACAAAGGAGAGGGCUUCUUGUGUUUUCCUGGAAACUUUCAGCUACUACCCCGAUCCGGGAGAGCAAAGCGAGGAUUGCUUGUUUGUCAAUGUCUACGCGCCGUCUUGGGAACAAUCGGAAAAAUUACCAGUCAUGGUCUGGAUUUACGGUGGGGGUUUCAUCGCCGGGAGCGGAGUCUAUAAAUACUACGGACCAGACUACCUUUUGGAAGAAGACGUCAUCGUCGUGACGUUGAAUUACAGAUUGGGUCCCUUCGGCGUGGUCUCCACUGGCGACAAAGCCAUAUUAGGAAACGCGGGCAUCAAAGACCAAAACAUGGCACUCAAAUGGGUCCAAAACAAUAUCGAAUACUUCGGCGGAGAUCCCGCAAAAGUUACCCUAUUCGGAGAAAGCGCCGGCGGCAUGGCCGUGGGCAUGCAUUUGGUCAGCAAAAAAUCCGCAGGCCUGUUCCGCGCUGCUAUUUGCCACAGCGGUUGCACUUUGAGCACCACGUAUAAUCCGGACCCCAAGGCUUUCAUUUAUAGUUUAGCGAAACAGUUGGACGACAGCAUUUCGGACCAAAACACCACCAUCGAAAUAAGAGACUUUUUGGUGAAACAAAAUGCUUCCGACCUGGUCAGCGCCGGUCUUCUUUUGGACGCUCACGGGUUUGUUCCCGCUAUUGAAGCCGAUGACGAAGAAGCUUUCAUAUCUGAAGCAACUUAUCCGCUUGUUGAAGCCGGAGUCAAUAAAGUUCCCCUAAUUAUAGGUACCAAUUCCGAGGAAUCUUUGAGUUUUCUCUCGAAUUUACAAAGAGCGCAAACCGCAGCCGAAGGUUACGACAAAGAUCCGUCUGGAUUGUUCCCAAGCGUAUAUUUGAUUCCUCUACCGGGUUCUAAUCUCACAGAGGCGGGUGAAGUAAUCAAGGAGGCUUACAUCGGUAGCAAUGGCUCGUUCCUCGAUCAACUCGGUCAAAGUCUAGAGUACGACAGUGACAAUCGUUUCGGAAGGGCGACCCUAAAGCAGGCCCAGUUGGCUUCAAAAUAUAGUUCAGUGUUCCUGUAUCAGUUUUCCUUUUACGGAACCAAAAGCAAGAACGAUCGUUACGUUGUCGAAGGUGCUGGCAAAGUGGGCCAUUUCGACGAGCUGCCGUACCUUUUCAAUAUGAGUCCCUUCCCAUUGAAAACUGACGCCGAUGAACUGACCAGGCAACGAUUCGCCAACCUCUGGGCUAACUUUGCCAAAACAUUAAAUCCAACUCCAGAGCAAUCGGAAUUGCUUCAAAAUGUCGUAUGGCCUGAAGUAGUUUCCGAUAACAUCCAGUAUUUGGACAUCGAUGACACCCUUCAGGUAAAACCAAAUAGGAAAGUGAAGGAAUCCGCCAUGUGGGACUAUGUCUAUGACAAGUACGGAACUAAACCGUUUAUAUUCCUCCAACCCUGCAAAAUGCUCAGUUGGUUGCUUUUGGUCGGCAAACACGUCGCCAUGUUUGUCCUUCUAGGAAUAACGCUGCUACUGACGUCUACGCGUGGGGAUUUGAUUGUCGAAUUGCCAGAUGGAAAAAUACAAGGGCACGAAAUGCAGACGUCCGAGAACAAGACGUUUUACGCAUUCCACGGAAUUCCAUACGCUUCGGCGCCCGUUGGCAACCUAAGGUUCCAAGAACCGACACCACCGAAACCAUGGACGGACGUUAGAGACGCGACGAAAGAGGCGGACUCGUGCAUCUUCCUGGAAAACUUUUUCUACUACCCCGAUCCAGGGCCGCAAAGUGAAGAUUGCUUGUUCGUCAACGUUUACACUCCAUCUUGGAAUACCUCUGACAAGCUUCCGGUCAUGUUUUGGAUUUUCGGCGGUGGUUUCGUUGCCGGAAAUGGUAAUUACAAAUUCUACGGGCCGGACUACCUACUCGAAGAAGACGUCAUUGUGGUCACUUUCAACUACAGAAUGGGCCCGUUCGGUUUCAUAUCCACAGGAGACAACGUCAUACCCGGAAACUUGGGCAUAAAGGACCAAAAUUACGCACUGCAGUGGGUGAACAAAAACAUCCAAUAUUUGGGAGGCGAUCCAGACAAAAUCACCAUUUUCGGUGAAAGCGCUGGAGGAAUGUCGAUAGGAAUGCAUCUCGUAAGCGAGAAGUCAUCAGGUCUCUUUAGGGCAGCCAUUUGUCAUAGCGGAUGCACGCUAAGCACCACCUACCAAUUGGACCCCAAAUCAUUCAUCUACGAAUUGGCCCAGGUUCUCGACAGCAGUAUUUCCGAGCAAAACACCACAGUUGAAAUUCGCGAUUUUCUAUUGGCCCAAACUCCCGAUAAUCUCAUCAAUGCCAGUCUGCAGGUGGAUUCACAUGGCUUUGUGCCAACCCUAGAGUUGGAAUUGGAAAACGCUUUUCUGUCGAAACCGACCUUCCCUCUCGUGGAAGCUGGCGUAAACAAAGUUCCUUUAAUUUUGGGUACCACGUCGGAGGAAGCUUACGGUUUCCUCUACAGUUUGGACAAAGCCAUAGAAACUGCCCAGUCCUUCGACCAAGAUCCCACAGCUCUGGUGCCCUCGUCUCUUGUACCUCUGCCAGGAUCGAACGUAACUGAGAUCGGAGAAAUUAUCAGGGACCUCUAUGUGGGUGCUAACGGUUCUUUCGAAAAUAAUAUUGUCCAAACUUUGGAGUAUGAUACUGAUAAUCGCUUCGGAAGAGCAACGCUUAAACAGGCCCAGCUUGCGUCUCAGUACACGUCAGCAUUCUUGUACGUAUUUUCCUUCUACGGCACCAAAAGCCAAGACCACUACGUUGUUGAAGGUGCUGGAAAAGUAGCUCAUUUCGACGACCUGGCUUACCUGUUCAAAAUGAGCCCGUUCCCCUUAGUGACAGACGCCGACCAAUUGACGAGAAAGAGGUUAACUAAGCUAUGGGCUAACUUUGCCAAAACUCUCAACCCUACGCCCGAAGAGUUAGAACUACUUCAAAAUGUUAUCUGGCCGAAAGUUACUAGUGACAACCUCUCUUACCUCAACAUUAACGAUACGCUCGAAGUGAGGCCUAACCGGAAGGCUAAAGAAUUUGAGACGUGGAACGACCUGUUUUAUAAAUACGGAACGCAACCAUUUAUUGUGUUUUAAAGGUUGUCUUUCAUAUGAAAAUACAGAAUUG
Molecule: messenger RNA, 3353 nt
Organism: Cylas formicarius (sweet potato weevil)
Lineage: Eukaryota; Metazoa; Arthropoda; Insecta; Coleoptera; Brentidae
Exons: 19
Coding region: 8-3322 (1104 amino acids)
Source: RefSeq, a predicted model, not a curated record